Juglans regia (Persian walnut) is the source of this 759-nucleotide messenger RNA. RefSeq lists its product as uncharacterized. The record is from RefSeq and is a predicted model, not a curated record. Lineage: Eukaryota; Viridiplantae; Streptophyta; Magnoliopsida; Fagales; Juglandaceae. Bases 1 to 759 code for a protein of 252 amino acids. The transcript has 3 exons.
AUGUUUAUGCUUACCAUAGCAGCAGCAGAGGAAAGCGCAUUGCCAAUGUUUGAGCGAAUGCCAGAACAUAAUAUCGGCUUACGUGGAUGUGACUAUAUAAUUGCAAUUCUCAAUGGACAUCUGAAUAACUGUUGGAACUUAUUUUGGAUGGAAAUAUAUGCAUUUGAAGCAUUAUGCAAUACAUUGCGGGCGAAUGAAUAUCUAACAUCAACAAGAGAGGUUUCUGUGGAGAAAGCUUUGGCAAUGUUUGCGUACACAGUCGCACAUGCCAAAGUUCAACGAAUCACAGCCGACCGGUUUCAACACUCUACUGAAACCGUUAAUCAGCAUGUCUAUGCAGUGAUGCUUGCCCUAUGUAAUAUUGCUCCUGAUGUGAUUGCACCUACACAUAUAUUGAGGUGGCACCUUAUAUUCAAGAAAUGUAUUGGUGCAAUUGACGGGACUUACAUCGAUGCAUUUGUGCCUGUCGAGGCAACUAACGCAUAUCUAUCUCGUCACCAACAAGUUAGCCAAAAUGUGCUAGUAGCCUGUGAUUUCAACAUGAAAUUCACAUUCAUAUACGCUGGUUGGGAAGGCACUGCCCAUGAUGCACGCCUAUUUAUGGAUGCAUUGAGUCGUCCAGGGAUCGAUUUCCCUUUGCCUCCUGAGGGACAAACUGUUGAGGAUAACCCGGAAUAUUUGUUGCAUAUGCCUGACAUGUCAUCUGCCUCAGCACAAGCAAUGGCCAGGGACUAUCGCAAUAAAUAUGUGGGCACAUAG